Drosophila montana is the source of this 827-nucleotide messenger RNA. RefSeq names its product cilia- and flagella-associated protein 58-like. The annotation marks the transcript as partial. The record is from RefSeq and is a predicted model, not a curated record. Gene Ontology annotation, cellular component: cytoskeleton. The transcript has 2 exons. NCBI's taxonomy places the organism in Eukaryota, Metazoa, Arthropoda, Insecta, Diptera, Drosophilidae.
ACCAGAUUACAUUGAAAACGAACCAAUUGAAUGAUCUUACAGAGAAGUUAUAUGAAAAACGACGGAAAGUACAUAAGUUUAAAAAACAACUAGAAGCGCUACACUCCGAAAAAAUUACAUUGCAGCGAAGCUUAGAAAAUACUACACAGGAGCGUGAUAAUUUUCGUAUACUUCAAGCUGAAUCUGGUCAUCAAACUCAACAGCUAACGACUGAGAUUAGUGCAAACGAAGUAAAGAUAAAUUCAUUGAAUUUAAAAAUUGAGCAUCUUAAUAACAACAUUAAAGAGUUGCAAUCUGAGUUGAAGAACAAACAAAACUUGGUUGCUAGCUUGCGGAAAGAUUUGAGAGAAAUAAAGGAGAAAAAUGAAAUGUUGGCAAAAGCUAUCUCAAAUGAUGAGUUCCGUUUUAUGAAAAUGGGUCAUGAGCUAGAGGAAAUGCGGAAAGAAAGAAAUUUAGUUGGACUUCAAAUGGUUCGCCGUAACGACGAAAUUGUUGUUAUCAAAGAAAAAUUGCAGAUUGCACAAAAUGCUCUUGAUAAUGGCACCACGCAAUACAAUCAACGGGUUGAGGACAUAAGGCUCUUAAAAAAAGAAAUUUCAAAUCUUUAUACAGAACGUGAAUGCCUCAAACAUGCUAUUAAAAGUACGGCUGACAUGAGGAAAGAAAUAGUGCGUUUACAGAGAGCUCUAAAUCAGGAACGUAUUCGAAUAAGGGCUCUCACAGAAGAUGCAAAAACACCAACUGGAGUACAUCGUUGGCGCAUUUUAAAAGGGGAGGAUCCCAAAAAGUUUGAGUUGCUAGAAAAACUACAGGUCCUGCAAAAGUAA